Messenger RNA from Cyphellophora europaea CBS 101466, 762 nucleotides. RefSeq lists its product as uncharacterized. The transcript has a single exon. Lineage: Eukaryota; Fungi; Ascomycota; Eurotiomycetes; Chaetothyriales; Cyphellophoraceae. Bases 1 to 762 code for a protein of 253 amino acids. The record is from RefSeq and is a predicted model, not a curated record.
AUGCCCUUUGCAAGGCUUGAUAGCCUACCACAGGAAGUGAGCUCACCUCCACCCCCAGUUGGUCGAGGCAAGUUCAGCAGCCAUAUUACCGAACCCUUGCAGGAGCUCAUGGAUGCUUUGCCUUUCCAGAAGCUCUUCAAGCCACUUACUGUGGCGCGCGAUGUAAAGGUCUUGGAACGCGGUCACUGGUUAUUGGAGAUCACAAUCGCCCGCGAUGACCAUGUGGCCGAUGCUCGUGCAUCACCGACCAAGCAGGAGGCCAUGCAAGCUUACUCUGAUCGCUUCGCCGGCGCCACUGCCGAAGAGCGCCUGGCCAAGUUUUGGCAGGCCAAGUCCGCCGGUGUGAUGAGUGACUAUGACUUUGGCCAUGAAGACGGAGCAGUUGGCAAGUGGACGGAAGCCGAGUUUGUGACAUUUUGGAAUAACUUUGCGGGGUUGCUGUGUAAAGCUAAGGCCGGGUGGGCGGUGAGGAUGGUGCGAGACGACGUGGCGUGGGGACUGCAACAAGCUGGCACGCGAAUGGUACGCAUCCGGAUCUUUACGUGGGGCGAGAUCGUCGGUCAUAUCUACCUAGCAAUCUGGCUAUCCUCAGACAAGCUGUCUGUCCGCAUUCCGAUGAAGUGGGUCGCGGGAGAUGGGCAGGCAGUGAUUGAGAUGUCGGGGAAGAAGAAGCACAAGGGCCGACUCCCGUCAUGGAUCAGGAAGGGACCCGAAGGCGAACGAGGAUCAUGGGGCUUAGCUGCUGAGGAAGAACCCACUUAG